UCUGAAUGAGAGGAGCAUCAGAGCACCGUUGGCCUUCUCACGAGUGGGUCUGUCUCCGGCUGUCCGACACUAUGCAGGCCCUCGCACUGGUUUUCCUCUGUCUCUGCCUAGCUGGGAGCAGCUGGGCUCAGAAACCUCGUCCUUGCGCCUCCCCACCUCUUCAGGUUGGAAGCUUCAGUUCGAUGGAUGGCAAAGGGAAUUUAGCGACUUACGGGAAAUACAGGUACGAUGCACUGGGGCAGAAGGUGCGAUUCUCUCAGAUGCGGACGUACGAAAAUAGAACAACGACCGUUGACCUGCUGGUGCUCUUCAAUGAGCGCGUCUUGUACCAAAUCGACUGGCUGAGAUUCAGCUGCAAGAAGAAGGCGCUGAGCUCGGAAUUUCAGCCGAUGGAGGUGCCACGUGACGCCACACUCAUGGGACAGGUCGUAGUCGGCACCGCUUCUGCUUUCGGACAGGGUCUGCUGGUGAACACCUGGGUUGGACAUGACGCAGAGAAAAACGGCACAUACAUGGCCGUCUUCACUGGUAUCGGUUGCCUUCCCGUCAGCGCUAUGUACCACAAGGAGGAGACAGGAUGGACAAUGCUCAGCUUUUUCAACAUUCUGCUCGGCAUUGACGACCCCCAAGUCUUUUUCCCGCCCGCGUUCUGCAAAUACGCUCCGCUGGAGGGAACAACCAACGUCUUUGAUGCCAUACUUGACAAAGACCUAAUGCAAGAGUAGGCAAUGAAGCAUUAAAUCUUCAAGGCUCAACUUAAUUUUUUCUUAUGUUUUAACUGGUUCAACUUAAGUUUUAACUGGUUCUGUCAUUGGAAUGUAUCCAUUCUUUCAGACGGUUUCUUCUUUUUAAUAUGAUUUUGAUAUAGUAAACUAGAACAACAAAAUAUAU
Anguilla anguilla (European eel) is the source of this 891-nucleotide messenger RNA. RefSeq names its product ependymin-like. The record is from RefSeq and is a predicted model, not a curated record. The transcript is spliced from 6 exons. Gene Ontology annotation, cellular component: extracellular region; lysosome. Gene Ontology annotation, biological process: cell-matrix adhesion. Gene Ontology annotation, molecular function: calcium ion binding. Bases 6 to 725 code for a protein of 239 amino acids. NCBI's taxonomy places the organism in Eukaryota, Metazoa, Chordata, Actinopteri, Anguilliformes, Anguillidae.